Mirounga angustirostris (Northern elephant seal) is the source of this 6538-nucleotide messenger RNA. RefSeq names its product methyltransferase 15, mitochondrial 12S rRNA N4-cytidine (gene METTL15). The record is from RefSeq and is a predicted model, not a curated record. Gene Ontology annotation, biological process: rRNA base methylation. The transcript has 6 exons. Gene Ontology annotation, molecular function: rRNA (cytosine-N4-)-methyltransferase activity. The coding region runs from base 257 to 1480 and encodes 407 amino acids. NCBI's taxonomy places the organism in Eukaryota, Metazoa, Chordata, Mammalia, Carnivora, Phocidae.
CAGGAACACUAUUUGAAACCCCCAUGCCCGCAGCACCCUUUGUCAGCUGGGUCCUGGAAACAGCGGAACGAAAGGCAGACGGUUUUGUGUUGCUGGGGCGGACGUGGGCCAAUCUGUCCGUCCUUGCAAGUUUCCCCCAAGGUUGGGACUUAGACGUGCGGCAGAUUCACGUUCUCUGGCACCAUAGUGGUCGUCGCUGGCCCGAGUUAGAAGCCAACUGAGAAUUCUUCGUGCCUCAGAUUUGUUGACCUACAGAAUGCUUCGAUACCCAUAUUUUUGUAGAAUCUAUAAAGAAUUUCUUUCAUGCUGGUUGGAAUCUGGCAUAUUUAAUUUAGGUGUCUGGCCAAAAAAAAUACACGAUACAGCACAAAGAUAUAAUGAAUAUGAAGCCCAGGAGCAAACAGAUCAAACUGGAACUCAGGAGAUACACAGAUCUCAAGAUAGAGAUUUCGAAGCCAUGACUAAAUUACAUAUUCCGGUAAUGGUGGAUGAAGUUGUUCGUUGUUUGGCACCACAAAAAGGCCAGACUUUUCUAGAUAUGACAUUUGGUUCAGGAGGACAUACAAGAGCCAUUCUACAGAAGGAGUCAGAUAUUACUCUGUAUGCCUUAGACAGAGACCCAACAGCUUAUGCAAUAGCUGAACAGCUUUCAGAAUUGUAUCCUAAACAGAUCCGAGCUAUGCUAGGCCAGUUCAGCCAGGCAGAAGCCUUAUUAAUGAAAGCUGGAGUGCAGCCAGGGACUUUGGAUGGAGUUCUUUUGGAUCUUGGGUGUUCCUCCAUGCAACUUGAUGCUCCUGAAAGAGGUUUUUCCCUCCGGAAGGACGGCCCCUUGGACAUGAGAAUGGAUGGUGGCAGGUACCCUGACAUGCCCACCGCAGCUGAUGUUGUGAACGCUUUAGAUCAACAGGCACUUGCAUCCAUCCUGAGAACAUACGGGGAGGAGAAGCAUGCCAAGAAAAUCGCUUCAGCAAUCGUUCAGGCACGCAGCCUUUACCCCAUCUCCAGAACCCAGCAGCUUGCCAGCAUCGUUGCAGGUGCAUUUCCUCCAUCUGCUGUUUUUGCACGGAAAGACUUGCUACAACGAUCUACCCAUAUUGCUACCAAGACUUUCCAAGCUUUUCGAAUAUUUGUGAACAAUGAACUCAAUGAACUUUACACAGGACUGAAGACAGCUCAGAAGUUUCUGAGACCUGGUGGCCGCCUUGUUACCCUCUCCUUCCAUUCAUUAGAGGAUCGCAUUGUCAAACGAUUCCUGCUUGGGAUAAGCAUGACAGAAAGGUUUAACCUAAGUGCUAGACAGAAAGUGAAACAAGGAUCGCAACUGGGUUCAGGUCAUGAAAACAAGGAAGGAGGCUCUAUAGGCAGGGCCCCUUUAAUGUGGGAACUGAUACACAAAAAAGUACUUACUCCAGAAGAUCAGGAUGUACAGGAUAACCCCAGAGCACGCUCAGCCAAGCUUAGAGCAGCCAUCAAAUUAUGAGAAAGAAAGUUUUCAUCAUUUGAUCCUUCAAGUUUUCCUUUCACAGUUUGUCUUUUUUUUUCAUGUGAUAUUACUUGAUCAAUUUAAUAUAAGAAAGUAUGAGAUAUAUCUAUCUAAAGAGAUGUACUAUAUAUGUGUGGAAAUUGAGGGUAUUUACCAUUUUUUUCCUCAGAAAGAAAAUGUCAGAAAUAUUAGCAUGACACAGAAAGUUCAAGGAGCAGCAGCAUCUCAAAACUGGGAAAAAUGUGUUUAUCUGAGCAUUAUAUUUAACUUCUGAAAUGCAGUCCUUUCUCUAAUCAGGAAAUCUUUUAAAAAGAAGAAGAGUACUAUGUGUAUUUAUCUAAAUAUGUAAGCUCAAGCUGUCAAAAGAGAGAGAUUAUAAUUGUAUCUGCAUGCUCUAAAAUCUGAAUUUAGAUAUUCAAAUUUGCAACAGCUUUCUGUGGAUCAAAUAAUUAAUGAUCAUGGAAGAAAUUUUAAUUUCUAUUUGGGAAUAAUUUAGUAGUACUAUAGUCUUCUUAAAUAUAAGUAUUAUGCAAAUUUUAAAUUUUCAAGUAUUUUUAAAAUGCAUCAUACUGUUAAAUGUCACUUUUGAAAUUAUAGUGUUCAUUGUUUCAAAGAGAUUUUAUAAUAUGAUAUAUGCCAUUUUAUCACAUUGCAAAGUAAAAAUGUAGAAUUGCUCUAAUAGCUAUCAUAGAGAAUGUUUCAUGAAACUUAUAUUUAAUAAGUAAAUUAUGUUUAUUUUAAUAAUAUCCCAGAAUGCCUUUGAUGCAUAAUAAAAUCUGUCAUCAUUUGAAUCCUGCAUUUUUUAAUUGAGCUAUUCAAAAUAAUUCAACCAAAUCUAUUUGAAAUAGAAAAGUAUAUGAAAAAGAUAUUAAAAUGAUUGUGCCCCUAAUGUUUUUACCUAUCCAAAAGUAACUAUAAUAGUAAAAUGUUUAUUUAGGAGACAUUCGCUUGGUAAAGGAUUCUUUAACAUAUUGAGAUUGAUUCAUGAUUCACAUACCAACUUUUUAUAUGUAAAUAUGCAUUUCUAAUUUUUUCAGUUAUUCAGCAAGUACUAACUAGGCAGAGAAACAAAGGUGAAUAAAAUACACAUACCUUACAGUACUUGUCCUAUGGAGUUUAAGUCUAGUGGAGAAGAGUAAUGGUAGUUAAAUAAUCACAAAAAUUAAUAAAAAAUUAACGCAGUGGUAAAAGCUACAAAGAAGCAAUACUGGGUACUGCAAGAACAUCUAGUAGGGAUUUCACUUACUGAAGGAAAACGGGUCUGACCUUGUGAUGCUUGAAUUAUGACUUGAAGGAUGAAUAAGAGAUAUAAUUAGUCAAAGGGUACAUUGGCAUGUUGAUAAAAGGUACAUAUAAAUGAUGGCUUUCUUAAGUGAUUAUCCCUAAAAUCAUAUUUAUACUAUUAAUAUGCUUAGUAAACUAUUCAAAUAUAGGAAAAAUUCAUCUUCUCAAUCAUGUUGACAGAUGCUGAAUUGGUGAGUACAAGUGAAUAAAAUAUCAACAUAAGUAUUGGCAAAGGAUAAGAAUGAAAUACUCGAAUUCACUGUAGAUUUACUUUAUCUACCUCUGUAAUAUUUAAGUGCUCAAGCUUGUUUGCCACUUUAUAGGUUUUAUUCAAAUCUGGGCAAUUAUGCAGUGGAAUUAAUUUCUAAUUGUGCAGAAUUAGAAAAUAUUGUAGGGAGCAGUGUCCUCAAAUUAGAAAAAAAUGAAUGUACCUACCUUGUUCCUCUGAAUCUUUCCUGAAAAAAUAUUUGUUUCUCUUGCAUAUAAGUCAUAAUUGUGAAUGAGAAAGAUUCCCAAAGGUACGUUCCCAUCCAAGUAUCUGGUUAGAAAAUAAGAGAUCACACUGUUAUAUUCAACAAUGAUUUACCUAUUUCAUCUGUCAUUUUUGGAUCCUGUAUAGUAUGGGGGUUUUUUCUUUAAUGUUAAAUGGAAAGUGACUGCACCAGGUUGAAUAGUAUUUCCCCCAAAAAAAUUCAUGUCCUUCUCAGAAGGACAUAUGAUCACUACAGAUGUAGGUAGUUCAGCUGAAGUCAUACCGGAGCAAAGCAGGCCCUUAAUCCAAUAUGUGUGGUGACCUUAUAAGAAGAGAAGAGAGGGCCGCCUGGGUGGCUCAGUCAGCUAAGCAUCUGCCUUCGGCUCAGAACAUGAUCCUGGAGUCCCAGAAUCGGGCCUUGCGUUGGGCUCCCCGCUCAGCAGGGAGUCUGCUUCUCCCUGGCCUUCCUCCCUCUCAUGCUCUCUCUCUUUCUCUCUAUCUCAAAUAAAUAAAUAAAAUCUUUAAAAAAGAAGAAGAGAAGAGAAACAGAGAUGCAGGGAAGAAUGGCACAUGAAGAUAAAAGUAGACAUUAGAAUGAUACAUCAUACAAGCCAGGGGACACCAGGGAUUGCUGGCAACCAUUAAAAGCUAGGAGAGAAGCAUGGAAGAGAUUCUCCCUCAGUUUUAAGUAGGAGCCAACAACUUUGCUGACACCUUGAUUUCAGACCUUCAGACUCCAGAACCAUGACAGAAUACAUUUCUGUUGUUGAAAGCCACCCAAUGUGUGGUAAUUUGUUACAGCAGCCCUGGGAAUCUAAUACCUUGAUAGAAAAAAAUCUUGACUAUGCAUGAAAAAAAUCCUUUCUUAAAUAAACACAAAAUCGUUUUAAAAUGUUGUAAUAUAAGGGGCGCCUGGGUGGCUCAGUCGUUAGGCGUCUGCCUUCGGCUCAGGUCAUGAUCCUAGGGUCCUGGGAUCAGCCCCGCAUCGGACUCCCUGCUCAACGGGAAGCCUGCUUCUCCCUCUCCCACUCCCCCUGCUUGUAUUCCCUCUCUCGCUGUGUCUCUGUCUGUCAAAUAAAUAAAUAAAAUUUUCAAAAAAAAAAAUGUUUAAAAUGUUGUAAUGUAAAAAUAUAGGAAUUAUUUUCUGUAAUUAGGCUGUUUACCACAAUCAUUCUUGCCUGCUUCUUGGUUUUUACAUGAAUGAGUUUUAAAUGGUUAAUGCUGGAAAAUGUUUUUGUGAAAUCCGAACAAUACAUACAGAAAUAAACACUGAUUAUUAAAAUGAGUGUGUAUUUCUUUUCCAAUAAAAUAUAAUGAAUAUAAAACAAGCAAUUGUUUUACAUUUCUGAAUUUCUUUUUUUUUUUUUUUUAAGAUUUUAUUUAUUUAUUCGACAGAGAGAGACACAGUGGGAAAGGGAACACAAGCAGGGGGAGUGGGAGAGGGAAAAGCAGGCUUCCCACGGAGCGGGGAGCCCCAUGUAGGGCUCGAUCCCAUGAUCCUGGGAUCAUGACCUGAGCUGAAGGCAGACGCUCAACUACUGAGCCACCCAGGCACCCCCAUUUCUGAAUUUCUUAUCGACUGCUUUCUACCAGCCAUUUUAAUAUAGCAUCAAUACCAUUGUGUAGUACAUCAGUUCUUAAGAGGUUUUAGUUCAUUGCUUAUUAAGAAAUAAAAUUAAGGGGCGCCUGGGUGGCUCAGUUGGUUAAACGACUGCCUUCGGCUCAGGUCGUGAUCCUAGAGUCCCCGGAUCGAGUCCCGCAUUGGGCUCCCUGCUCGGCAGGGAGUCUGCUUCUCCCUCUGACCCUCCUCCCUCUCAUGCUCUCUGUCUCUCAUUCUCUCUCUCUCAAAUAAAUAAAUAAAAUCUUUAAAAAAAAAAAGAAAUAAAAUUAAAUAACUGCAACAGUUUUUAGUUGAUAUCUCUAUUUUAUAUUCAUUUUGUUUUAAAUAUUGUAUAUUACUGUAUAAUCUUUGGAGUUUCUCGGGUCUUUUGGGAUACAUGAAUUGUAUCUAUAUCUCUUUUCUAUUUCAUGUAAUACAUGGUAUGUGAUUUGUGCUUAAAGUCAUUUAUAUUGUAUUAUUUAUUAUGUUGCAACCAAUAGUUUAUAAGAGAAUACAGUAUGCUUAAGUAGGUUUUUUGUAUAUCUUAAAAGUCACUUGCAAGCAUUUGAAAAUCAUAUUUUCUUUAGUCUUUGCAGAGUAUUACAUAUCUUCAAAGGUUUAUAAAAUUCUUUUUUCUGAUUUUUGUUUUUAAGUAAGUAGAAAUAAUGAUGAGUCUACACUGCAGAUUUCUAAAACAAUUUUAAUUUCAUUUCAAGUCUCUCAUUCAAAAAAUAUGAGAGUUCUUUUUUUUUAAGAUUUUAUUUGUCAUAGAGAGAGCAAGUGCACACGAGCAGGGGAGAGUGGGCAGGCAGAGGGAGAAGCAGGCUCCCUGCUGAGCAAGGAGCCUGUUGCCAAGACUCAAUCCCAGAACGCUGGGAUCAUGACCUGAGCUGAUGUCAGACACUUAACAGACUGAGCCACCCAGGCAUCCCAAAAUAUGAAAUAGUUAAUGGAACAUUCAAAAUGUACAACAAAUAAAAAAAUUGUAUCCGCACUUUUACUUCGUUAAAAAAUAUAUAUGUAUAUAUUAAUUACAUAGAACGUAUUAAAAGCUGUGGGGGGGAGGUUCUGGCUGGCUCAGCUGGAAGGGCAUGCAGUUCUUGAUCUUGGGGUCAUGAGUUCAAGCCCCACGUUCGGUGUAGAGAUUACUUAUAUAAGUAAACUUUUUUUUUUUAGAAGCUGACUAGGAAGAAAUCAAAAACACUUCUCACUUCUCUCCUUUUUAAUAGUUUUAUUUUAUACUAUAUUAUCCAUUACAUGAAUAAAUUUAAUCAAUUUAAGGUGAUUGACAUUUUUUAACUUUUUAAAUUGAAGUACAGUUAACAUACAAUGUUAUAUUAGUUUCAGGUUUGCAAUAUAGUGAUUCCACAAUUCUGUACAUUACGCUAUGCUCACCAUAAUAAGUGUAGCUACUACCUGUCACCUUACAAAACUAUUAUAAUAUUAUGGACUAUAUUCCCUACACCGUACUUUUUAUUCCUGUGACUUACUUAUUUUAUAACUGUAGCCUGUACCUCUUAAUCCCUUUUACCUAACUCACCCAUCCUGUUAAUCCCCUACCCUCUGGAAAUCACUCAGUUUGUUCUCUGUAUUUAUGAUUUUGUUUUUUGAUUGGAUUUUGUUUUGUUUUGUUCUUGGUUGUUGUUUGGUUUUUUUGUUUUGUUUUUUAGAUCCUACAUAAAAGUGAAAUUAUGUGUUA